Molecule: messenger RNA, 5198 nt
Organism: Spodoptera exigua (beet armyworm)
Lineage: Eukaryota; Metazoa; Arthropoda; Insecta; Lepidoptera; Noctuidae
Source: the annotation of a GenBank genome assembly
CUUCGGAUAUGGCCGCUGUAUCGGCAAUACGACAUCUGCAAUGUUUUGUAAAUUCAUUUUUAUAAAAUGAAUAAGGUGUUUUUUACUUAUGUAUAGUGAUUAGCGGACCGUGUACAGUGCUGUGAUAUUUGUAAUGGAUGCAGAGAACGAGUACGAAAUAAAGAAAGUUCGUGAUGCCAUACAAACGAUAGAGACUAUCCAGUCCAUGAUCGACGUUUCAGCUGAAAGACUUGAGGGUUUGCGGACACAAUGCUCGACGAGCGCAGAGCUGACGCAGCAGGAGAUCCGGACCCUGGAGGGCAAGCUGGUGAAACACUUCUCCCGACAGCUGGUAAUCAAGGCCAGCUUCGGUGAGGAGUUGCGGCGUAAGCUCGGCGAUGUGCCGCGACUUGCACAAUGGCUGAGGGUUGUAGGAUUAAGCCCCGAUUCUAUUACGGCGGUAUGUUCUCGCGUGGCGUCGUUGGAGACGCUGCGGGAACGCUCCGACCACGAGAUGCGCGCGCUGCUGGCCGGCGCGCGCGACGAGGAGGUCCUGCGACUCUGCCGGGCCAUGCAACGGCUCCGGACUUAUAUAGAGGCGUUGGGUCGCGGCGACGCUGGCGCUGAGCUUCAGUUGUUCUGGGACUCGUGGGAGCGCACCGUGCGCGCCUCGCCCCGCGCCCCGCGCGCGCGACACGCCAACGCUGACCACCACGGCACGCCUCAUAACAAGAAAGGUGGCAAAUCUCCCCCCACUCCAGUAGCGAAGCGGAAACAACCGAGUACCCUCCCCCCUCCAGCGGCGCUCACCAAGUCAAGGUCGCACGAGUCACAGCUCUCUGUGAGACCUGACGCUUCAGACCUUAGUGACAACAGCCAGUCGUCGGCAGUGGGUACGUCGGAGGUGACGCCCCCCGCGUCCCCGCACGACACCGAGUCCGACCACACGCCGCUACACCGGCCCCUGCCCUACCACAACAAUAACACGGGAGUGGGCGUCGCGCCGCGUUCCCCUCGCACGCCGACGGUGAGUCGUUGCAUGGCGCACGACAUCGCCCAUCGCUUCACCAAAACCAUGUUGAUCGCCACCUGUGAUUACUGCGACAAACAAAUGUUCGGCUCCGGACUCAAGUGUAAGGAGUGCAAGUUUAAAUGUCACAGAGACUGCGAAAGUAAAGUACCUCCUUCGUGCGGCCUACCGCCUGAAUUUGUGGAUGUUUUCAAAGAAAAGUUUCACAAAGAUGGCGGGUACUACGGGUACGUGUCGGGUCGCGGCGCGGGCAUCCUGUCGUCGCUGACGCACCGCCGCAGGACGCACGCCCCGCCCGCACCACACCAUGCGGGCGGACCAGACUCCUCGUCGAACACGUCGUCGUGCAACAGUUCGACCCCGUCGUCCCCCGCGCUAGCCCCGCCUCUGACCCCGCACCACCCCCACCACCACCAGCACCACCCCCACCACACGCACCACCCCCACCAUCCGCACCAUCCGCCCACCACAAAGCAGCAGUUUCAUUUCCCAGAACUGAAGCCAGUGGUAUCUAGUCCUAACCACGUGUCGGUUCAGUCGCCGUCGAGGCAGCAAGACAACAAGGAAGACCUCACUACUAGCGUGCAAAGCGGCGACAGUUCCCGAUGCGUGUCAUUAUCAGGCUCGGGCUCCACGGACAGUGGGGGCUGUCAGCGGGGGGACUCCUUCGACCUCUCCAACAAGCAUGGAGACUCCCGGUGGCCACGUCAGAAUAGUUUAUCAAUGAAAGAAUGGGACAUCCCAUACGACGAGUUGAAGCUGUUUGAAGUUAUAGGCACGGGUCGCUUCGGUACUGUCUACCGCGGCAGCUGGCACGGGGCCGUCGCCGUCAAACUACUACACGUGCUCAGCGACGACUGUGUACCGCUGGAUACCUUUAAACAUGAGGUGGCGACCUUCCGUAAGACUCGGCAUGAGAACUUAGUCCUGUUCAUGGGAGCGUGCAUGAAGCCGCCUCGCCUGGCCAUCGUGACGUCACUGUGCAAGGGCAUGACCCUGUACACACACAUCCAUCUCCGCAAGGACAAGUUCACCGCCAACAAGAGCGUACUCGUCGCACAGCAGAUAUCACAGGGUAUGGGCUACUUGCACGCGCGAGGGAUCAUCCACAAAGACCUGAAGACAAAGAACAUUUUCUUAGAGAAUGGCAAAGUAGUGAUCACUGACUUUGGGCUCUUCAGCGUUACCAAACUGUGCUUUGGAAACAAGUUAGUACAAAGCCUGCGCGGCGACAGCCUGGGCAUCCCGGCGGGCUGGCUGUGCUACCUGGCGCCCGAGCUCUGCCGCGCCCUCACGCCGCACGCCUCGCUGCAUCUGCCCUUCUCCAAGGCCACCGACGUAUACGCAUUCGGCACGGUAUGGUACGAGUUGUUGUGCGGAGAGUAUCCAUUUAAGAGUCAGCCGCCGGAGGCAGUCAUCUGGCAGGUCGGGAAGGGUGUCAAGCAAUCGUUAGCCAAUAUGCAAGCUUCUAGAGAUAUUAAGGACAUUCUAAUGCUAUGCUGGUCGUACCGGUCGUCGGAGCGGCCCGACUUCCCCCACCUGCUGACGACGCUGCAGAAGCUCCCCCGCAAGCGCCUGGCGCGGUCCCCGUCGCAUCCGGUACAUCUCUCGCGCUCCGCAGACUCCGUGUUCUGAGAGCGGCUCGGGGCACUCUGCGUGCGGCCCUAGCACUGAGAUUGGAGCCUCGGUCCAUGGCCAGUGUGGUACCGUUGUUUCUCAUGUAAUUAACGAAAUAUACUCCAUAUUGCUCGUCUAAUGUAUAUCAAAGUGUAGAUAAAACUACAAAAUACUACAUGGUUCAAGUUUAAGCUUUCAAUUUGAGUUUUCAAUUUGAAUGAAUAGGCAGAAAUUCUCCAUACACAACCAGCGGUAUGGCAGACAUGGUCUUCCAACCUGGUCUUAUAACACCAACCAACUUCCAAAACUUCCAAUUUCUGUAUUAAAAUUAUUAAUGUUUUAUGACGUGUUAAAAGCCCAACAACAUCUUAGAUUUUUCUUAGUGAAAGAUCAGAAUAAAUAUACCAAAAUGACUAAAAAUAAACAUAUGAAUAACGUUUUUCAACUCCUUUGAUCUAAAGUGCAAUGAGGACAAUGGAACCACUCUAGCUAACCGACCUCUCAAGUAUUCGCUCACUGAAUCUCGUAAAUCGACGAAAUAAAUAUAACUAUUUAAAACUAUAUUUAUAUUUUGAAUUGUCAAAAAUAUUACUUUAUUUUCAAUUAGUUGAGAGAAUAGUUUCUAUAUUAAAAUCAGAUACAUAUUUAUUUUCAUGUUAAUUUGAAUGUUAAGGUUUCAUUACGAACUCAUGAGAAUCAAUUUUAGUAUUGACAAUAGAGCAUUCGGAAUAAAUGACAUUAGUGUUUCACCAUCCAUUAUUUCAGGGACAAACAAACAAAUAACUCGAAUACUAUCAUCGAAUACUGAUCACAAUCUGUGUAAAACCAAUCUUACGACAUACAGAAACUGUUCUCUCAAUAAAUUAAUUUAAAAAGUUAUAUUUCAGUAUAACACAACAAACGGGUUUUCGAUACUUAGUAUAGAAAAAACAUUUAUAAAUAAAAAUGUAAAAUAUGUUAAUAACGUCUAUUGUAAGUAUAUCUUGAUCUCUGAAUAAUCAAUAGAAUAAAUUAUAUUUUCGUAAUUAAAAUAAUAAUUAAAUCAUGGAAAAAAUGAAAAAAAAAAGUGAAAAAUGACUGCUUUGUUGAUAGAUUGUAAAUAUAUGUACAGUGUUACGAUUUUGCUGUGAUCGACGAAUCGACUGUUCUUAAGUGACAAAGGCCAUGUUUCGAGUCAGAAAAUCAAAUAAUCAGUUACUUUUUAAAGCUCAAUGGGGCUUAAAUUAUUUCAAUAGACAUUACUCUGUUCUCUUAAUAGAAAAUUAAAAUGGUUUUUUGUUCCUUAGGGCAAUCGAUAUGAAUGCACUGAUCUUUUUACAUAAAUUGUAUAUUCACCACGAGAAAGCCUUAAUCAUCAAAUUAAUUACUUGGUAUAUUAAGAAAUAUUAUCAAUUUUAACUUAUAUGUAUAAGGUUUAACCCAAAUUCAAAAGUAGUUAAAAGAUUUUUCCUAGACUUGAAAUUAUUGCCUAACAUCUGAUAGCCAAAAAUUUGGGAAACAAAGGUCAGUGUAUUCAACAUUAAUCUUUCUAAACUAGGCUAAGAGUUGACAUAUUUCAUACCUACUACAUUAUUUUUACAGGUUUUCUUAAUAAAACGUAUUAUAAUAGUCCCCUUGAAAUACGACACGAAUUUAUUUGAUAUUACAUAGUAUAACGGCAGUUUCUUUUAAUGUUAAACGCAAAAUUAUAAUACAAGUUAUUGAGAAUAUUGCAGGCAGUGCAAAAAAGCCUGGUUUCAAAAAAAGAGCAGAGAGAAUACAAAUUAUAUGACUGUACUUUAAAUUUUUUUCAAUUUUAGCCCUCAAUAUUCUCUAUAACUAUAGAUAACGAAAUAUGUUUUGUAAAUAAAAGAAUUAUAACAUUCCUUUUUGUAGGUUGUUGAAGUUUAAAACUUGAUAGUUACUAUUCAAGCUGUAGUUCAUCAGUUUGUAUCUUUUUAAAAGUUACCACUUUCUUAUAUCGUUGCUAAGAGGCUUAUCGUUAGUCUAGGCUGAAAUACAGGCGAUGUUUAUACUUUUGGCAGGUACAAAUGUGACUGGAUGCAGUCAAAACAUCUUCCAAAGUUACUUAGGGCCUGCCCUUAUCCUAAAACUUGGGGUAAUCAUGUCAAUUUCUUCCAUGUCUAUCAAACGCCGUCCUACUAUGGUACUACAGUAGAGACUUCUCUAAUCUCAGUGAUUGCAAAUAAAAACUUUUAAGUAGCCAAUUCUAGUCACAUUUAAACCUGUUACAAAAAGUUCGUCAUCAAGUCAUCAAUUAGCAAAAAUGUAUCAUUUAAAAUGAAAAAAAAAAGAAAAAAUAACAGCUCAUUAUUUUAUUGUUUACUAAAUUAUUGUUAUUAAAGGAAAAUUGUUCUGGUCAGUCGACUCCUAUUACGAUAGUUUGUAAAAUAAUGCGCUGACGUCGCGCAGUGUACAUAGGAAAACGCGGGACGUCCGACAUCUUGUAAUAUAUAUUUAUUAGAAGAGAACAAUGGUUGGAAUGCAGACAGAUGUAGUUAUACAUUAUGUAUUGAGAUUUGAAACGAUUAGGUUAGUUGCAUUUGCCAAAAUAAAUUUCCGAAUCACUGUU